AUGGCACCCUACGAGGCUUUCUAUGGAUGCAAGUGGCGAUCUUCAAUCAGUUGGGAAGAGGUCAGCGAGCAUAAGCUUUCUGGAGCGGAGAUCAUCCAGAUUACCUCGGAAAAGGUUGGCGAUUAUGUGUCUCUUCGGGUUUUGCCUAUGAAGUGUGUUGCUCGUUUUGGUGUUAAAGGGAAGUUAGAACCGAGAUACGUUGGGUCGUAUGAGAUUACUGAGCGUGUUGAAAUGGUGGCUUACCGUUUGGCUCUAUCACCAGACAUGUCGUUGGAUCAUCUUGUGUUUUAUGUAACUCUGUUGCGGAAGUGCAUUUCUGAUCUGUCUCACGUGAUUGUACAACAGAGUGUUAAGAUUGACCAAGAGUUAUCAUAUGAGGAACAACUUGUUGAGGUUGUCGAUAAGCAAGUGCGUAAGUAG
Messenger RNA from Mercurialis annua (annual mercury), 420 nucleotides. RefSeq lists its product as uncharacterized. The record is from RefSeq and is a predicted model, not a curated record. Lineage: Eukaryota; Viridiplantae; Streptophyta; Magnoliopsida; Malpighiales; Euphorbiaceae. Bases 1 to 420 code for a protein of 139 amino acids. The transcript is spliced from 2 exons.